AUGUAAUAUAUUGAUCAAGGAAGUGCCAUAUCAACCAAAUCAGUCUCAGGUAGAAGAUUGCAAAAAAAGAACUCCCUCUUCUAUUAACAAUCCGUCCUAGAAAACCAGGAAUUUACUCAAAGAUAUGAGAAGAACAUCGACGAAUUGAAAAUCUUCAAAGAUGAUCACCAACUUCAACCAUACAAAUAACAUUUCUCAAUUAGAAAUGCAAGAUUUUUUGAAUAACUAGAACAAAUAGUCAAAGUUGAAUCAUCUCUCAAAGAUUUUGCCAAAGGUUAUGAAAAAUAUGGCUUUGUUGUCUCAGAGUCAGGGAUAUUGUACAAGGAAUGGGCUCCUGGAGCUAAGGAAGUAUAUCUAACUGGGGAUUUUAAUAAUUGGGAUAAAACUCAGUAUUCUUUGACUUCAGAUACCUUCGGAAAUUGGGAGAUAUUUCUGCCCAGAAAUGAAGAUGGAACAUAUGUGAUAGCCCAUGGUUCUAGAGUGAAGACUUACAUAAAGAAUGCCAAAGAUGAGUAUGUUUAUAAGAUACCUGCAUGGAUUAGAGCAACCUGGCAAAAUGAAGAAAAUAAAAUGUUUGAUGGAGUCUUCCACAAUCCAGAGAAUAAAUACGAGUUCAAGCAUGGUAGGCCUGUGAAGCCAAAGAGUUUGAAAAUAUAUGAGGUGCAUAUAGGGAUGGCAGGAAUUGAGCCACGAGUUCACACUUUCAAAGAAUUCACGCAGUAAGUUUUACCAAGAGUGGUUAAAUUAGGAUACAACGUGAUUUAGAUAAUGGCAAUAUAGGAGCAUGCGUAUUAUGGUAGUUUUGGGUAUCAUGUUACGAAUUUCUUUGCAGUAAGUAGUAGAUUUGGCAGUCCAGACGAUUUGAAGGAACUGAUUGAUACAGCCCAUCAAUACGGGAUACAUGUAUUAAUGGAUUUAGUACAUAGUCACGCAUCUAGUAAUGUGUAGGAUGGGAUAAAUUAAUGGGACGGAACAGAAUAUCAAUAUUUCCAUGCGGGAACAAAGGGUAAUCAUGAUUUAUGGGACUCCAAAGUGUUCGACUAUUCUAAAUGGGAAGUGAUGAGAUUCCUGCUCUCAAAUUUGUCAUGGUGGAUCAACGAAUACUAAUUUGAUGGUUUCCGAUUUGAUGGUAUAACCUCCAUGUUGUAUGUUCAUCAUGGUAAUGGACAGGGAUACACUGGAGGCUUACAUGAAUAUUUCAAUGAACAAGCAGACCUAGACUCUUUGGUUUAUUUGAUGUUGGCAAAUGAUUUAAUUCAUGAAAUCAAUCCAGAUGCAAUAACUAUUGCAGAAGAAGUAUCUGGAUAUCCUUCAUUGUGCAGGACAAUUAAAGAGGGAGGAAUCGGAUUCGAUUAUAGAAUGGCUAUGGCAGUACCAGACAAAUGGAUUAAAUUGUUAAAGGAAAUAAAGGAUGAUGAUUGGGAUAUGGAAGACAUCACUAACACUCUUACGAAUAGAAGACAUCUUGAAAAUUGUAUCUGUUAUGCUGAAUGUCAUGAUUAGGCUUUGGUUGGAGAUAAGACCUUGUCGAUGUGGCUGUUUGACAAGGAGAUAUACACUUAGAUGAGCACUCUUACACCAGAAACCUUGGUCACUUUCAGAGGAAUGGCUUUGCAUAAGAUGAUCAGAUUGAUAACCUUUGCUCUUGGAGGUGAAGGCUAUCUAACUUUUAUGGGGAACGAGUUUGGCCAUCCUGAAUGGAUUGAUUUUCCAAGAGAAGGCAAUGGGUGGUCGUAUCAUCAUGCAACAAGAAGAUGGGAUUUAGCUGACAAUUAAACUUUAAGGUUUUCUAAACUAUUAUAAUUCGAUAUUGAGAUGCUCAGUUUAGAAUCUAAGAAUCCCUGGUUACCUGAUGGCCAAUAAUGGGUUACUGAGAAGCAUAAUGACAUGAAAGUCAUCAUCUUUGAAAGGGGUUCAUUGCUUUUUGUAUUCAACUUUCAUCCCUCACAAUCUUAUGAGCAUUUCAAAGUAGGAACCAAAUUUAAUGGAGAUCAUUUUAUAGUUUUGGAUACCGACGAUGUGAGGUUUGGGGGACAUUCAAGGGUUUCUCCAUAAUAUGAUAAGCCAUUCACCUUAGUCAGAGAAGGGUGGUAGGGAAGACCUAAUCAUAUACAAAUUUAUUUGCCAAAUAGGUGUGCUAUUGUUUUCAAAUCAAAUGAGUGA
Molecule: messenger RNA, 2163 nt
Organism: Paramecium tetraurelia
Lineage: Eukaryota; Ciliophora; Oligohymenophorea; Peniculida; Parameciidae
Exons: 5
Biological process (GO): glycogen biosynthetic process
Cellular component (GO): cytoplasm
Molecular function (GO): 1,4-alpha-glucan branching enzyme activity; hydrolase activity, hydrolyzing O-glycosyl compounds; cation binding
Source: RefSeq, a predicted model, not a curated record